AUGGAAGCAUCAGUUGCCUACGCUUUAUUUUUGCAUCGCCAGGAGCUGCAGCGCCGCCAGAUGCUCUACAUCCAAGUGUCCAAGACCAAGAUCCAGUUGACCAAGGAGCUGAUCGCCGAGCAGAAGCAACGAUUGUCCAGCUGCACCCCCGAAGAUCUGCAGAUCCUCAGCAGAGAAACCCAGUUCAAGCGGCAACUUCAGCAGAAACUCAAGCACCGCAACAAGCAACUGAAAGCCAUUGCCAAGCAGCAGGAGAGGCGAGGAUGAGCCAAGCCAAAAGGGAUGUCUCCACGUUCCUCAGGCUUACCACUUUAAUUAGUUUUAGAUCAACGCAAAUGAUGUGUGCCUUUACAUAGUUUAGUUUAUUUUAGUUUUACGCUCAAAGAAAUAAAAUUUCCCAUGCAAAUCAAGCCAAGUUGUCUUUGG
Messenger RNA from Drosophila elegans, 426 nucleotides. RefSeq lists its product as uncharacterized. The transcript has a single exon. The record is from RefSeq and is a predicted model, not a curated record. Lineage: Eukaryota; Metazoa; Arthropoda; Insecta; Diptera; Drosophilidae. Bases 1 to 267 code for a protein of 88 amino acids.